AUGGCCGCCGCCGCCCUCCGCAGCAAACAAGCCCCCCUCAAAGACUCCUACCGCAGCGACCCCUCCUCGGCAGUAGUCACGCUAACCUCCUCGGGCACCCUCGACGCCAGCUCCAUCACCUGCUCCCUCGACACAGGCAAAGCCAUCUCCGACGCGAAAAAAGUCGCCGGCCUGCACCAGAAAGCCGGCGGCGACGACCCGGACAUCUCCGGGGAGCUGUGCAGCGGGGACAUGCUGCUCGAAGCGCUCGUCGCGUGCGCGGGCGUGACGCUGAAAGCUGUGAGCACGGCGAUGGGGAUCCCGAUUAAGAGCGGGACGGUGUCUGCGGAGGGGGAUCUGGAUUUUAAAGGGACAAUGGGGAUUGAUAAGGAAGCGCCGGUGGGUUUCACGAAGAUCCGGCUGGGGUUUGAAUUGCAGCUGGAGGAGGGGGCGGAGGUGGGGGAGGAGAAGAUUGAGAAGUUGGGCAAGUUGACGGAGAGGUAUUGUGUGGUGCUGCAGACGAUUGCGAAGAAGCCGGAGUUGAGCGUGAGUUUGAGGGGGACGCAGGAGACGGAGCAGGGGGUGGAGAGUUCGGUUGGGUGGUCGCAGAAGUCUUGA
Saxophila tyrrhenica is the source of this 597-nucleotide messenger RNA. RefSeq lists its product as uncharacterized. NCBI's taxonomy places the organism in Eukaryota, Fungi, Ascomycota, Dothideomycetes, Mycosphaerellales, Extremaceae. The record is from RefSeq and is a predicted model, not a curated record. The coding region runs from base 1 to 597 and encodes 198 amino acids. The transcript has a single exon.